Quercus lobata is the source of this 1020-nucleotide messenger RNA. RefSeq lists its product as uncharacterized. Bases 28 to 1020 code for a protein of 330 amino acids. The record is from RefSeq and is a predicted model, not a curated record. Lineage: Eukaryota; Viridiplantae; Streptophyta; Magnoliopsida; Fagales; Fagaceae. Gene Ontology annotation, molecular function: protein binding. The transcript has 7 exons.
UCUCGAUCUCUGGUCAAUUUCUUUAUCAUGGCCAAUAUUUUCUUCGAUAUCCCAGAUGACAUUUCAAGGUCUACUUCAGAUGCACCAACAAUGCACUACACAGUCAAAAUAAAAUCAUUUUCAUUACUUGCAAAGAAUUCAAUGGAAAGAUAUGAAACGGGGGAAUUUGAAUCUGGAGGUUACAAGUGGAAAUUGGUUAUCUACCCCAAUGGAAACAAGAACAACAAUGUAGACAAGCACAUGUCUCUCUACUUGGCCAUUGAAGCAGAAGAUUUACGGCCUCCUGGUUGGGAAGUGCAUGCAAUUUUCCGAUUUUUCUUGCAUGAUCAGAUCAGGGACAACUACCUGACUAUUGAAGAUAUCCACUCUUUGCAUACUCAUUUAAUGAUAUUAUCGAAGUAUACCAAAAAAAAGGAAAGGCUCUUUCGUGGAAUAAAGCUUGAGUGGGGCUAUGAUAAAGUCAUUCCUCUCAAAACUUUUAAUGAUGCCAGCAAUGGAUAUCUUGUUGAUGACACGUGUGUGUUUGGAGCUGAGGUCUUUGUUAGUAAGCAAAGAAGCAUGGACAAAGUAGAGUGUCUAGCACUAAUAAAGGAUUCCAUUACAAAAAAGUCUGUCAUUAGAUUCGAUUACUACUCUGAGUUGACCGGAGAAUCUCAUUACUCAGCGCCAUUCAAUGUUGGAAAUCAUAAAUGGAAGAUACGUAUCUGUCCCAUUGGAGAAGGCAUUGGAAUGGGUAUCUAUAAUUCUCUGUAUUUGGCUCUGGCUGAUCCAAAAAGCCUUCUUCCUGGUAUGAAAAUUUUUGCGGACUUCACGUUGCGCAUCCUGGACCAAGUAUAUGGGUGGAAGCAUCAAUAUGCUAAACUUAGCAGAUGGUUUAGUGCCUCAAGCCAUGAGCAUGGUUGGAACCGAUUCAUCUCAAUCAGUUCUUCCAAUCUGACCAACUUGGGUUUACUGAGGAGGGACACGAUGUUGGUGGAAGCAGAGAUCACUAUCCUUGCCGUGGUUAAUGCAACAUCCUGA